Messenger RNA from Mytilus trossulus (common blue mussel), 5730 nucleotides. RefSeq lists its product as uncharacterized. Gene Ontology annotation, cellular component: mitotic spindle microtubule; HAUS complex. The transcript is spliced from 19 exons. NCBI's taxonomy places the organism in Eukaryota, Metazoa, Mollusca, Bivalvia, Mytilida, Mytilidae. The record is from RefSeq and is a predicted model, not a curated record. Bases 146 to 3622 code for a protein of 1158 amino acids. Gene Ontology annotation, biological process: spindle assembly. Gene Ontology annotation, molecular function: microtubule binding.
UACUUCCGGUCACUUUUGUGGCGGCUCGUUCGAAAGACUACCUGCUUUAAUGUUGAAUUUAAACAUGACAACAGGAUAAAAGUUAAUCAAUUUAUUUCAUUCUUAUGAAGAUAAAAGAGUAAGAGCUGUUAGUUGACCAAUUGCAAUGAUGGGUGAUCCACUUGACAUGAAGCAGAUUUUCUUCACCAAUCUGCAAGUGCUGGGAUUUGAUGCAGCUGCAGAAGGACAAGACAACAAAAUUCCCUUUAAUAAAAACAUGUUUGAUUUGCCAAAUAAGAGGGGCAGUGAAGUUGUUUUACAUUUCCUGUUUGAGAAAUUAAACCCAGUCAUGUGCAGAGAAGAGUUCAGACAUUGUUGGCCCAUAAUUGACAAGCAACAAGAAGCUCAGUACAGAAGGACUUGUAAUAACUGGUUGAAUAAUAUAUCAAAGAAUGAACCUGACUCCCAUUUACCCCGGAUAACUGGAUCCCUGUUCCUGUCACCUGGUGGAGAUAAAUUUAUCCAGUUGUUACUUCAUUUUUCCAGAUAUGUUCUGCAACAGGAUAUUGAAAGAAUGGGGGGUAAAGAUAAAGACCAUCUGCGUUACCCAGAAUUAACACAGCAAACAGCCUCCCUUGGUGAAGCUGUAGGGAAUUCUGUCCAAUGUUCCAUUGUUAGGAACAGGAAACAUUUAUUGGAGGAAUCUCAAAUUAUACUGGCGCUGAAUAGGGAAUGGAAAGAAUAUUCCAAUGAGCUGGUAAAAGAUUAUAGGAAGCUAUCGAAAUUGGCUAGAGAAAAAGACCACAAGAUUAGGGAAGAGAUACAGAAAACUACUGAGAGAGGAGCAGAAAGAGGGAGUCCCAUGGUUAGGAAAAGGCGUUCAACAAAUGCAUAUGAAUAUGAUUUUGAUCCUCAGUCAAUUAAGAGAGCUCAGAGAGUUCAAGAGGUCCGUGACUUAUGGAAGCAGUUUGACGAUUUCUGUAUCAGAGAGGCAGCAGAGAGGGAAGUUAUAGAGUCUAUAGUAGAUAAAACAAUGAACAAAUGUAAAAUUAAUGCUUCUGAUGUCAACAUUAAAGUUCCUGAUCUAUUACUGACAGAAUGUGAAGACGAAAUAAGAAAGAGACAUGUAGACAGUAACUUCCAUCAUGGGAAGCUUAACCUUGUUAGUAUAAUACAGCUAUGGAAUUUAUGUCUUCAUUUGUAUAUAGAAAAAAUACAUCAAGCUGGUGUUCCAAAAUUUGCAGAGGAAGUGAAAGCAGUAACAGAUAAAGUACAUACAAGUACAGCUUAUCUUUUCAAUACACAGUCAUUAAAGGAGCAAAUAGCGAGUAUCUUGCCUGAGCUCAAGGAAUCGAUAGACUAUCUCAGGAAUAAAAUCGAUAAGGAAGUGACUAUCUCCAGUACUCCACGGAGUUUACGAACUACUUCUGUAGGUAUGGGUUUGAUGGAACCUUCUCCACCUGUAUCUUUCACACCAAGAAAAACAACCGAAAUCACACCAGAGGGCACUGCAAUUAAACUUUCUCCUGAUGAUGUGACCACACCAGAGGCAGUCUCUAGAAUUGCAGAUAAUGUUACAGGGACUGUUAGAAAGGGUCCAAAUAAUCUAUUCCAAGGUACCCCAGUGUAUGCUGGAUCUGUUAAACAGGAUGCAAGAACAACAGGAAGGGUCAAUUCUAAAUUACCAAAGAAAACAAAAACAGAAAGUUCAAAUUCUAGAACAGUAGAUGUUAGAGGUCACUUGCAUUCUACACCAACAAGAGCUGCUAGACCAACAGGAAAUUAUCAUGAUUGGGAUGGAAUCAUACAACAGCCAGAGACAUUAAUUUCACAGCUAAAAUAUUCACCACCCCACAGUGAGCAAUCUUUUCAUAGUGACAGACACAUAAACAAGAGUAAUAUAACUCAAGCAUCAGGAACCAUAACUCCUAAGCUGUCUCCAAGAUCUGACUCAGAGCCUGUUACUCCUAGGAACAAAAGUUACAACUCUCCAUUUAUUUCACCCAGACAAGGACAAAGGUCAGCAGAGGUCACACCAAGACAAGGUCAUAGGUCACCAUCAGACAUGAUAGUAGAUGAGGUUAUGGGAUUUGGAAUGGUUAUGUCUCCUGGGAUGUCAGGUGCAGAUGCAUUUCGUACAAAAGCAGAAAUCCCAAGAAGUCCUAUUAGUGUUGAAGUCAAAAUGAUGUUUAGAGAGGCAAUGUCCAAUGAAAGUAGUCCCCAGUCUGACAGGUCAAGGUCUUCUAGAGGUCAAAAGUCAGCUGAACAUAGUUUCAACAUGAGUGAUCAUGGCUUAAACAUUCAAAAGGACAAUCCAACUUUUGGUUUUAAAAAUGUUUCAAAAACUUUGAAUAGAUCCAAAAAUACAACUUCAAGUUCAAACCAAAUGGCACUUCAGAAUGACCAAGUGUUGUCAAGUGAUGCCAUUAACAAUUAUAACGAGGAAAAAAAAACUAAUGGUUCAGAGUUGCAAAAAGACAAAUAUUUAGUAGAAAAUCGUCCAAAAUCUCCUGUAGGAGAAACUUUAGACGAUAUUGAGACUGACCCAGAAGAUAAUUCUACAACAUCUAAAUUUAAAUCAAUAGAGAACAGUUUUAAAAUACAAAGACCCCCGUCUCCUGUGGCUGAGUUAUUAGAAAGUUUUGAUUCUGGAAAAGAGGAAUCAGACAAAAUGUUGGAGGAGGAAGUUUUUCCAAAAGAAGAAGAGGAUGAUUUCUACUUAGAACAACCCGAAGGUUUACUCUCCUCAGAGGAGGCAGAGGACAGUCAAUAUGAAACCUUAUCCAAAAAAUUUGAAGAACAAAAAGCUUUCAUUCAACAAGAGGUCAUUCCAAGAAGCCCUCUGAAGGAUGAAAUAAGACGAAUGUUUAAAGAAGCAAUGUCUGAUGUAGAGGAUUCACCAUUACAUAAAAGUAGUAAUAAGCCUCACUCAGAUAGCUUUUCAAGGUCAAAUAACAGUAAAGGGAGAGCAGCAGGUAUUGAUGAUAGUUUUUAUGACCUGCAAGCAGGUAAUAGCUUUGAUUUGCAAGGAGCAGGUGAUGGAAUUGGUCUUGAUGACAUAGAAAUGCCAGAUAUGCCAUUAGAAGAUUCUUUCUGUGAAAGUUAUGGUGCAGGAAUGUCCAACAACACUUCAAAUUAUUCUAACAAAGCUAUUAAUCGUGAAAGUGUAGGUCUUGAUUUGAUGUCAUUCACACCAAAAUCAGAGGUGAAUUUAUUUCAAACUUAUGAUGCAAGAAAAUUAGACGAGGCAAAACAUGAUUUAGAUGAAAUAUUUAGCCAAAGUCUUCCAUUAAGGGUGGAAAACAUCCGUCAAGCAGAGACAAAACAACAGCUGACAGAGAAUAAAACACAAUUGAAAGAGUUAGAAAAAUCUAUUGGAGAACUUGAAGGAAAAUUACUGGAAAUUAGUUCAAAUGAGUUUCUAAAUCCUGAUUCAAAAGAUGAUUCCGAUUUAAUCGAUAAUUUAGACGAUUCAUUUGUACCUCUGAAAGGUGGUGUUUUAUUUGAAGGUGGAACACCUUUAAAAUCUAGGUCACUUCAGGACAAAGACGAAGUACCUAUAAACAAUAGUAAUGAUAUACGGACUAGAAUGCAACAACUCAAAGAGGUUGCCAAGAAAAUUAGUUCAGAUUUUAAUGUAUAGCCUGUCUCGCAGUAUUAAAUUAUUUUUAAACUGGAAUGUAUUAAUUGUUUAAUUUAAUGUAUUGAAUCCUUUUUAGCUGUGUUUAAAAUGAUAAGUUAGCGCAUCUUAUAUGUAUAAGUAUUUAUAAUUAUAAUAGAAUAAUAAAAGGAAGAAAAAUAGGAGUUUAUUUAAAUAAUCGUCAGCAAAAUUACGUCUUAUUUAAAUUUGUCUUCCUAAUAGAUUUUAAUUCAUUUCACUCGUGUUAUAGUAGAUCCUACAGUUUAAAUGCUACAAUUUAUCUGAUUUCUUGUUUUAGAAGACUUCAAUGGUGUGUCUAUUUUAGAACAAUUGUGUAUUGUCCUAACUCAGGCAAACUGACCCCCAAAGAACCUUGUCCAGAAUACUGUUGUGUAUUUUUCCAUAUUUAUAUGAAAGUGUAAACGUGUGAAAUAACCAAUCAAUUUCUAUUCUGAGUUUUCAAGGUACAAAGUUUUAUCAGAGUAAGACAUCAUGACUUAAAUGGUACAACUUAACAGAUUUUUUCCCUUUUACAACAGAACCAACAGAACCAACAGAUUCCUUUCUUACUAUCUAAUUAGUAAAUAGUAAAAGUAAUUUGAUUAAUUUUUUUUGACAUUUGUUGUUAGGUAAUUUUUUAUAUCCUCAACAAUUUUAGAAAGUGUUAAAAAAAUUUGUUCACUUACAAGAAUUACAUUCUUUUAAUGUUUUAUAUAAUUCUAAAUCAAAUUUCAAUACCCGUAAUUGCAAUACUUAAUUUUACAUUGUCUUUGGUUGUAAUAUUUGCAGUAAUAAAUACACAUGAUGUAUAUUUUAAUUUUAAAAAAGCUUGUUAUAAGUUAUUUUUUUAAGUUAUGUUAGGCCAUUUGUUAAGUGUUAUGUAUUAUAAACAAAAAAGAUAUUUAUUUGAAACAUAAAUGAUUUGUUUGUACAUUGCAAAUAAUGAAACAUAUACAGUAUGUAAUAAUUACCACAAGGAUAUGUUGUAUGUAUUCAAAACAUAGUUAAACCAGAUGGUGCUUUUUCUUAUUUGAAACUUUUUGUAUGUUGCUUAAUAUCAAAACUAUAAGAAAACAUGGGUGUCUUUUCUUACCUCUUCACUGUAAACAACUUCAUACUUUGUUAAUCUGCAAGUUCUAGAUAAUUAUAGGUUGACAAAGUUUCACAUUUUUUUCUACAAAACUUGAAAUUGUGCACCAGUUAUUUUAUAUAUUGAUCUCAGAGCUAUUUUGGAGGGAUCUUUUACCAAAACCAGAGCUUCUUCAUUCUUCUUGUAUUGUCUCGUUCAAAAGAUUCAUAUUUUUUGACAUUUUGUAGCAGCUUUGUAUUUAGAUUCAUCUUGAGAAAUUCAGAUCCUUGCUCUAUAGAUGGAUUUUGAUUGAUAAAGUUUCAGCAAAAAUAACUUUCCAUUUGUAGCCUUGAUGUAGGUUUUUUAAAAUCCUUCAUAAAUAAAAAUUCAAGGUAUUAUUCUGAAUGCUAGCCUUUAGAAAAAGGGCUUUUCUGAACAAGUUUUAUUUUUAGCCUUGCUUAAUUCAUCACUCAGAAUGAUCAAGUAAGGUUCUUUUAUCAGACUAGUGUUUUGCAUGUGUCACAUGUGUAAUCUGGUUAGUCUGAUAAGAAAAUCAAUCUAUUAUUCCUCCAUUAAUAGUAAACAAGGGAAAUAACUCCAACUCAAAUUAUAUCUCUUUGAAUGGUUGUUUCCUGUUUCCAUGAAAAUUGAAAUGUUUGUUUCAGUCAACCCUUAUUCCAGAAGUAAGUUUUAUAAAUAUCUGCUGAAAAUUGUUAGCAAUUAGAACAUAAAAAGCAUAUUACUAACAGCCACUUCCAAAAAUAUUUGUCAGUUAAAUGUUUUCUGCUUUAAUAAAUCUAGUGGAUAACAAUGUCAUUGUUUGGAUUUCUUACAUUUUCUUUUUUUCCUUUUGAAUCCAUGUUAGUGUUCCUAAAAGCAUUAGUGACUAGGAAUACGUUCCUGUGUGUAACCUGGCUGUUAUGGGUAUGAAAAAUAAGCAUUCUAGAUAUUUUAUUUUUGUAUUCUCUCAUUGAAGUUUUUAACAAGAUUACAUGAAGUAUAUAUUUUUUGUGAGAAAUUCAUGAAUUUAUUUUAAAUAUUU